Messenger RNA from Penicillium malachiteum, 1356 nucleotides. RefSeq names its product type III PLP-dependent enzyme. The transcript has 4 exons. NCBI's taxonomy places the organism in Eukaryota, Fungi, Ascomycota, Eurotiomycetes, Eurotiales, Aspergillaceae. Gene Ontology annotation, cellular component: cytoplasm. Gene Ontology annotation, molecular function: ornithine decarboxylase activity. The annotation marks the transcript as partial. The record is from RefSeq and is a predicted model, not a curated record.
CGAAUCUUUGCAGCAAUCGUGGAUCUAUUCCCUUUUCCCUUCCCCAACUCUACGCCCGUUCCAAUCCUGGUCCAAAAAACAAUCGCUGGCACAUCUUCGAGAAAGAUACCUCCAGAUCGGGCCUACGUCAAUCUCACGCCGGAAGAACUGAUCGAUCUUGCGAUUCAACACCAUCUUGCUCGCAUUAAUAGACGGGGACUCGUGGGCGGUGAUGAGUCGUUCUUCGUUGUGGAUCUGGGGCAGGUUACUAAACAACAUCGACGAUGGAUGCAGGGGUUACCCGGUGUACAACCUUAUUACGCUAUAAAAUGCAACUCAGACCCAACCCUCAUAAAAUCCCUUGGAGUGCUCGGCACAGGAUUUGACUGUGCCUCAAUCGAAGAGAUGCGCACAGUGCUAAAUCUAGGAAUCGAUCCAUCCCGAAUCCUCUUCGCGAACCCAUGCAAAUCCGCCGCAUCGCUCGUUUUCGCUCGACAAGUCGGUAUUCUUCGAACGACAUUUGAUAAUCUUGAUGAACUCGAUACAAUCAAGAUGCAUAUGCCCGAAUCACAGCUCUUGCUGCGCAUCUACGCCAAUGAUGAUAGUGCGUUGAUUUGUUUUGGGGAGAAGUUUGGGGCUCCGCUUGAUACGACCCGAGAUCUUCUAGUUCGAGCGAGGGAAUUGGGACUUGAGGUUGUGGGGGUGAGUUUUCAUGUUGGAACCGGUGCGAAAAACGCUACUGCAUUCAGUAAUGCGAUUCAUCAUGCCAGCCACGUCUUCAAUCAAGCUAUAUCGCUCGGCUUCACACCAUGUAUCGUUGAUAUCGGUGGCGGAUUUGAAGAUAGUAGUUUCGAGUGCAUAUCCUCACAUAUCCUCUCGUCUAUUCGCUCUGCCUUCCCAGAAGGUGUGACCACCAUCGCGGAACCGGGCCGCUUCUAUGCGCGUAACGCAUAUACGCUUGUAUCUAGGGUUAUUGCACGACGGAGACAGAUAGGCGCUGCUUUGGAACGAGGAUUACCGGAUAUGCUUUAUCAGAAUGACGGAGUUUAUGGUAGUUUUAUGAAUGUUAUCAUGGAAAAGGAGGUCAUGGUUCCAGUUUUAGUUGGGAAUGGACAUAGUAAGAAGAGCAGAGUUGGGAUAAGAGAUGAUACAUGCGAGGGAGAGAAAAGAUAUCGAUAUUCGGUUUGGGGUCCAACUUGUGAUGGAAUUGAUUGUGUGACAAAGGAGGCGACGUUUGGAGUUGAGGUUAAGAUUGGGGAUUGGUUGAAGUAUGCGAAUAUGGGUGCGUACACUAGUACUACGGCAACGAAGUUCAACGGGUUCUCUUCAUCUUUAGAAAGGGUCUAUGUGAAUAGCGAAACAGCAGCCGGGUAUUGA